Calypte anna (Anna's hummingbird) is the source of this 1248-nucleotide messenger RNA. It is a transcript of the gene C26H1orf74, whose product is annotated as chromosome 26 C1orf74 homolog. The record is from RefSeq and is a predicted model, not a curated record. The transcript has a single exon. Bases 135 to 956 code for a protein of 273 amino acids. NCBI's taxonomy places the organism in Eukaryota, Metazoa, Chordata, Aves, Apodiformes, Trochilidae.
UCCAGCCGGAGGGGCGGAGCGACCUUCCCGGGCGGGCCUCACCCGCUCCGCCCCGGCUCCCCGCCUACGCGAGCGCCGCGGCUUCCCGGGCCGCCUUAGGCCUUGCGCUGCCUUCUCCGCCUUUCCCCGCCGCCAUGGGCCCGGAGGCCGGGGCGGGCCUCGCCGUUUCGGCGCCGCGGUUGUUGGUGGCGGCGGCUCGGGAGGAGCUGGGGGGCGGUCGGCGAUGGCGGCUGCCGGCGGCCCGUGCCUUGCAGUUGGCCGGGGAGGUGCUGGCGGUCGCGGCGGGGCUGAAGCCGGCGCUGCUCUACGACUGUGGUGCCGCGGGCCCAGCCGAGCUGCGGCGGUACCUGAGCCGCUUAAGGGAAGCCGGGCUGGUCCCGCACCGCCUGCACUUGCUUCGGGUGGAAGGUUCGGCCGUGCUGCUGCUUCACCCCGCGGUGGCCCGCAGGAGGGUGGCGGCCGUGCUGGGUGCCCACCCCGCACCCUUCAUGGAUGUCUCGGCGGGGAGGCAGCGCCCGGCGCUCUGCGGGCCAGAGGAAGCCGAGGCCAUCAGGGGACACCUCGCUGCCCUCCUGGCCCAUCUCGGGACUGCGGAGGCUGCCGGCCCGGUGUCCUGCAGCGAGGUGGUGCCGGCGGGCUGGAACCUCUGCACCGUGGCUGGGGUGCUGCUGGGUUACCCCGCGGCAUACACCUUCUCCUUGGAGCAGGGCACCGAGAACUGCCUGGCGCUGACACCGCUCAGGGUGUUCACGGCCCAAGCCCUCUGCCCCAGGAUUAAAGAGGGGCUCAGGGUCCGGAUCUCCUCCUUCAGCAUCCCGGAGAGUCUCUGUGCAGAGCUGGCGGAGGUGCUGGAUGCCUGGUGUGAGGAGCUGAGGAAGGCGUUCAACACACAGAGUGACUUCGUGGAUCUCCAGAUAUCCAGCGAGGUGGUGACUCUGCCAGCGGUUGCUUUGUAAAACACAAACUUCUGGCCUCUGCCUCCCUCACAGCAGGGACCAAGGAGAAGGGGCUGGUUCCCUCUGUGCACCAAAGGCUGAGUUGUGACAAUCCGGAGCCCGUGUAGGGCACCUGCAAAUUAAAUCCAUGUAUGGCCCAGAAGAGCCAUGGAGGGAUGGAUGGGCGUACUCAGAGCUGCUCAGCUGCCUCCAUCCAGACUGCUCAGUCUGCCCUGUAAAGCCAGGGUGUAUUUAUUUGCUGUAAACAGCUGAAGAUUCAUUAAAAAAUCCAAAUUCAAAUUUGUGAACUUUA